This is a messenger RNA of Solenopsis invicta (red fire ant), 16200 nucleotides long. RefSeq names its product protein split ends. Gene Ontology annotation, molecular function: mRNA binding. The transcript is spliced from 12 exons. Bases 1 to 12888 code for a protein of 4295 amino acids. Gene Ontology annotation, biological process: regulation of transcription by RNA polymerase II. Lineage: Eukaryota; Metazoa; Arthropoda; Insecta; Hymenoptera; Formicidae. The record is from RefSeq and is a predicted model, not a curated record. Gene Ontology annotation, cellular component: nucleus.
AUGGAUCCAGCGGCGGUAACGGGGGAGGAGGCAGCGGAACAGGCGGCGUUUCCGGUGGCAGCGGCGGCGGUGGCGGGAGCACCGGUGCCGGGGUCGGCGGCAGCGGCGGUGGCGGCGAUCGAGGAGACAGGGGAACGAGAGGAGCAACCGAGUGGUUGGCGCCGGGAGCGGCGGCGUCGCGGCGGCGGCGGCAGCGGUGGCGGCGGCGUCGGCGGUCAUUCGGCGGAUCCAUCGGCGGGGGACCCUGGCGGCUACAUAUCUCGCAGCCGUCCACCACCUGCGAGCUCCUAUCACGUGACAUCAAGCAGGGCGAGGGAUCGGCUAUAUCCGAGGACCGGCCCGUACGUCUCUGGGCCGCCGCCCCCGCCCCAUAUAGACCGUCAUCGUGGAAGUCUACCGCCGUCGUCCUGGUCGGCGUACGAGCCGACGAGUUCGAGGUAUGGUGGCGCGCCACCGCCACCUUCGCCCGCUACCAAUGACGCUUAUCAAGACGAGCAAGGAGGCGGCGGUAGCGGUAGUACUGGUGCUCUGCGACAGCACAAAAAACAGCGUAGAAAAUCGCGCAGUGGGAGCAGUUCGCCGAGCGGUAGCAGUCGUUCCGGAAGUAGCAGCAGCAGUCGAAGCGGUAGCUCGGGCGGCAGCUCUUCCGGGGGCAGCACGUCGCCUGGUAGCUCGCCGCAUCGCACGAGCAACGUAGCCGUCACGGAGGACCGCAGACCGUUGGCCAUCUGCGUUAGAAAUCUACCAGCCCGCAGUAGCGACACUUCCCUUAAGGAUGGCCUUUUCCACGAGUACAAGAAGCACGGCAAGGUGACGUGGGUGAAGGUCGUCGGUGCAGCUGGCGAUAGAUAUGCCCUAGUCGGUUUUAAGAAACCUGAAGACGUGGAGAAAGCACUUGAGGUUUCGCAAGAUAAACUUUUCUUCGGAUGCAAAAUUGAGGUGGUUCCUUAUCAGGGAUACGACGUAGAGGACAACGAGUUCAGGCCGUACGAGGCGGAGCUCGAUGAGUACCAUCCAAAGGCAACAAGAACAUUGUUUAUUGGAAACCUCGAGAAGGAUGUUACCGCAUCCGAGCUCAGGAAGCAUUUUGAACCGUUCGGCGAAAUAAUAGAAAUUGAUAUUAAGAAACAAGGUGCCGUGUCGAGUUAUGCUUUCUGUCAAUAUUCGGAUAUUGGUAGUGUUGUUAAGGCGAUGAGAUCGAUGGAUGGUGAACAUCUGGGUGCGAAUCGAAUUAAACUUGGAUUCGGAAAAUCGAUGCCCACAUCCUGCGUUUGGGUUGAUGGUAUUGGAGAUUGUAUGUCCGAAAAAUACUUAAACAUGCAAUUCCAUCAAUUUGGACCGAUAACUCAGGUAGUGGUAGACCGAGAGCGUGGUCAUGCUCUGGUCUUUUUCGAUCAAAUAAGUUGCGCUCAAGCUGCCGUAAAAGAGAUGCGGGGAGCUGCACUUCGUGGCCGCCGUUUGCAAGUCGAUUUUGCCUCAAGGGAAUGCCAAGAGACGUUUUACGAACAUCUCGAACGUCAAGGAAAUGCUAGUGAAAAGCCUUGGGACUCGAGGCCUUCGUCAGCAUCGUCAUUUGAUGUGACGAUUCCUUCUAGGCGGGAGCGUAGUAGCUUUGACUCGGCAGUGUCGGUGUCGAGUUCGAAUAAUAGAUUCACACGCUACGAUACGCCCCCGCGAUCGAGAACGGCGAAUUAUUCACGAACUUCCGGAGGCAGUACACCGGGCGCGAGUCCAGCCCAUUCGACAGCGAUGUCGCGAAGUAGCAGACGAUCCUACCAGGAUUCCUAUUACGAUGCUGAUUACGGUGAACCGACGUCGCGACGGUUUCGCAGCUAUGACGAAUUCAGUCAAGGCAGCGGAACCAGUCACGAUGAUUAUCAGAGCAGCGUUCUCAGCGACGGCAAGCUCAACGACGAAGAUUGUCCGCCACCGUCACGACGUCAUACGGUGCAAAGCGUUGUUACGAGCGUUGAUCCACCUGCGCCACCGCCACCAUUAUUACCUCCACCUGACAUUCGACAUCUGCAAAAGGAGCGCGUCCAUUUGCUAGAGCAACUCGAGGAAUGUCACAGUAGCGGCGACGAGGUCGGUUUCGUGCCUAAGAAACGUGCGAAACUUGAUAGUUCGUCGACAACAAUACUAUGUGAAGAUGACGAGCCAGAAAUCGCAUCGUUACUCGUUACCUCGCAUUCUAGUAGAAAAGGCAUGGACUUUAGACGCGUUAGUGAUAGCAAAGUAGUGGUGCAUCAUAGCACAAGAAGAGGUAGUUGCGAGGGCAGGGGUCCUGGACCUUGUAAACGUCGUCGGGAUGCCACGAGCAGGCAUCACGAACAUCAUGAUGGAUCUCGACCGGGUACUCCUCUUGUUGAUGAACGACCGGAGAAUUUGGUACCUAGUGAGCCAAGACGAUUUAGAGAAAAGAGUCAAGACGGUCCAUUGUCGUUGCCUUUACCAAGGUUUGCGGCACAAAUGUUGAACAACAACAAUAAUACAAGCAGCAGUAAUAACAACAAUGGCAGCAGCACUCGAUCAAGCAGUGCCAGUCUUGCCAAAGUUGCUAGUCCACCGUGUGCCAGCUUGUCUACUGCGCCCAGUCCUCGUGCCGCUCCACAACCUCCAGCUUCGCCGCCUCCCAGACAUACCAGCUCAAGCCCAACCAGUUCCGACAGCGAGACAGCGCCGCAGUCUCCUAGUCUAGAGGAGAGGAUACGCUCUCUAGAUGAAAAGUAUGAAAAGUGGUCUGGUUCGAGAGCAUUGAGUGCUGCUGGCGGUGAUGCACUGGCAAAACUCGAUGCUAGCGCUUCAGAAAGGUUCCGAUUUCGGCAUAAACUGCUCGAUAUGGAUCUUCAUGAGGUGCAACCUUCCGACAUCGUAAAGUCGGUUCUCGCGAAAAGAAGCGUGUUCGAUGAAGACUCAAAACGAUUGGAGAACUUUAAUGAAAAGUACGAACCGCGAGAAUUUACUGGUGUUAUUGGUGUUAGUUCUAUGAUCGGGAGUACCGCUGGUCUUACCACUAGUGGUGGCUGUACCAGCAAAGUUUGUCUGCAGUAUCCGUUUCCUAGUCAUCCGCCGGUACAGCCGACCAGCGGUACUUCGGUUAGUCAAGUCGGCAUUAAUACCUCAUUGUCCGCGAGUUUGACCGCGACGACAACCUCGAUGGCCCCGUCGAUAUUGAAGACCGAUCCGCGGAUAGUGCAGCAUAACUGUAUACAUCCAACGCCGGCAACGCCGAUCACACCUGGUACUUCUAUCAAGACAGUUAGUCCCGAAUUACCACCGGUUUCUCUACCGAUCGGUCUCGUUAGUGGAACGGUAGCCAAUAGUGGCAACGGUAGUGGUUUAGCGUCAGCCAGUAGUCUUCUAAGCAGCAAUGGUAGCAUAAGUAACAUUCACACUCUUGGAGCCUCGACACAUCGAGGAUUGAGCAUCUCUACAACUACCGCGUCGCCCACGGUGACUGCGGCGUCAAUAGAUGCCUUCUCGCCUGCAACAACAGCAGUAUCUGUUACGACAACCUCGUCAACGGUAGCAGCGACAACGACGAUGUCAGUAACAGGCGCGAUAUCUUCCAUGACUACUACCAGUUCGAUAGCUCCACCGUCUUCCAUAACAUCCUCAUCUAAUUCUUCCUCGUCAUCGUCAUUAUCCACAUCUUCCACAGAUUUGACUCGUUCUCGUUUGAGAAAGGAAACGAGCGGUAGCAGCCGAGAAAGUAGAGAUUCUCGCGACGGAAAAGAUAGCAGGGAAUCGAAACAUAAUAAAGGGAAAGAGUGUCAAAGAAGAUCACGGAAAGAAGAAACUGACAUCGAAAGAAAUCGUAAAGAUAAAGAUGAAAAAGAAAAUGCAAACGACACCAGCAAUACAGAUAAUCAUAAUAGAGACUUUAAAGAAAACAAAGAAUUAAGGUAUGAUCGAAAAGAAAGAGAGGAAAAAGAAAGGAGGGAUAAAGAAGAUCGUGAUAAACAAGAUCGGGACAGACAAGAGAGAAAGGAUAAGGAAGAUCGUGACCGACAAGAGAAAAAAGAAAGGGAAGAACGCGAAAGGCGCGAAAAGGACGAGGAGAGACGAGAAAAAGAAAGACAAGACAAAGAACGACAGGAGAAAGAUAGAAGAGAGCGGGAAGAAAGAGAACGCGAGAGAAAGGAAAAGGAAGAGAAUGAGCUUAAAGAAAAGGAGAGGCGAGAGAAAGAACGUGUCGAUCGUGAGAGGAGAGAACGAGAGGAGAAAGAACGGAAAGAACUGAAAGAGCGCGAAGAGCGUGAAAGGAGAGAACGCGAAGAACGAGACAGAAAAGAACGGGAAAUUCGUUUGGAGCGUGAAAAACAAGAAAAAGAACGACUUAAAAGGGAAAGGGAAGAACAAGAAAGAAGAGAGAAAGAAGAACGAGACAGAUUAGAGCGAGAAAGGAGGAGAGAAGAAAAGGAACGUCUUGAACGAGAAAGAAAACGAGAAAGAGAAGAGAAAGAGAGACUAGAGCGUGAACGGCGAAAAGAAAAGGAAGAACGAGAAAAGAUGGAAAAGGAGAAACGUGAGAAAGAAGAACGAGAGAGGCUUGAGAAAAUUGAAAGGGAGAAACAUGAAAAGGAGAAGCGACGAGAACGUGAAGAUCAAGAGAGGCGGGAGAAAGAGAAAAUCGAGCGCGAAAAAAGAAGAGAAGAAAAAGAGAAAGACAAGAAAGAACGUGACGAUAGCAGACGACAGUCGACCGAAAAUCAUUUACAUCCUUCUAUUACUUCUCAAUCUCAGAAUCAAAUUGCUCCAGCACCAGUGCCGAUCAAGCGCAGGUGUUCGUCGCAGGAUUGCCCCACAGACGAGGAUACUAAACGUGCGAAACUUUCGGAUCAUCGGCGAGACAGCAAAGACCGGUCUAGGCAAAACAGGAGAUCCGAAGAUCGCAAGCAUCGUAAUGAUUCGCAUCGUUCUAGUCGAGAAAGCAGGGAGAGUCGUGACAGUAAAGAAGGCGGUAAUACGCAAGAUAGUAGAGACGGAACGCAUGAAUCGACACGGGAAAAUAAUUCGAGGGACAGUGGAAGCAAGGAGAAACAGAGGAGCAAAAAGAAUCGAUCAGAGAAGGAAUCGAGAGAGCGCAGCCCGAGAGUCUCGCAUGAAUCCGACAAAGAAUUUCUAUCAAGGUUGGAACUUUCCAAGAGAAAUGACUCGAGUCCAUCGACUGAACAAUCUUCUGUGGGAACAAAUCACAGAGACGCGCAACUUCAUCAACAACAACAAUCUACAGUGAAUUCUCAUAGCGACGUGGACGAUGGUCCUCUCUCUACUCAUGAAAUACAGGCGAGAAAUCCAUCGGCCACGGAUACAGACAGCGACGAGCCUAAGAAGCAUUCAAUCUUCGAUAUUGUUGAUGACGAACCUGCUUACAUUAGCAUGUAUGACAAAGUGAAAGCUCGUUCGACAAAGAACAUGCAAAAAUUAGAAGAAGAAAAGCGUCAAGUACGUUUGAAGGAUAAAUUUUCGCAGCUGAAGCAAAGUCGUGCUAGACGAGAGGAGAAGAAGCAAAGCACAUCGUGGGACGGAGAUUCAGUAAGCAGCAAAGCUCUGACUGAAGACGAGGCUACUUCCGAAUCAGAUUCAACAAGAACCAAAACUCUCUCGAGAAAAGGCUCGCGAUCUCGCAUUCAUUCGGACACGAGCGAGGAAGAGGAACCAUUCAACAACAAGAUCCGUAAGGCUGUGAAGACAGAAAGAUUCCUCGAAAGCGAUGUCGAUCUCGGUUUUGCCGAUACUGAAGAAAAGCAGAAUAUCUUGGAAACUCCGAACGUUAUAGUUAAUAGUGUACAUACGAAUAUUAAGGAAGAGCCUCGUACGUCCGACGAAGACGAGCGAGCCGCUGUUGGUUUCCGUACAAAUCAUCCCACGAUAGUGGUGAAUAAUCAUGAGAGAGAUUCGCGAAAGAAAUCACACAAAAAGAAACAGAAACGUCAAAAGAACAGCAUCUCGAUCGAAGAGAAUUUGAAGGUUGAACCGAAUGUAGAACAUAAAAAUAAAACUGAUAUUACGUCGAAUGCGGACUGCCGACCGAAUCACGGCACGGAAUUGACAACUGUCGCCACUGCUACGACCAUCGUCACAACAGCGUUAGAGAACGCGGAGGAAAGAAUGCGGGUCGAUAAGAAACAACGUAAUAAAAAGGAGAAGAGACGCGAUCGAAACGGAGAAGAUAAAGCUAAAGCGAGGCGAAAGAGGCUCAACAGGCAAGAAGCGAGGGAUUCUCAACGUAUGGAGGAUAUCUUUGGUCCUCUCUCAGACGACGUUGACGAUGCUCCAUCUAACACGUUCUUCAAUAGAUUUGGUAACAUGACGUCGGAGAACAGUGUUUAUGCUUCGGAUAGCGAUGGUGGUCGUAGCUCACUCGACAUGGACAGAGUGAAACGAAAGACAGAAAAGAAACGGCGUCAUCAACCGGAGGACGAGAACAGCGUCGAUCUAGCUGAAGCCGGACGGGAGAUCGAAGCAAAACUCUUGGGUAUACCGAAUUCUCCAAAAGCCGCUCCCGCGUGCACGACUGAACCCAAUGAUCAUGAUGUCUUUCGAUUCACUGACGAUAAUGACAGUGUCGAACCGUCCACCCCUACGACAGUGCCGGAGAAAGUCAAGGAGAAAAAGAAAAAACGGAAGAAGUCAAAAGAGGAACGCAGUCGGAAGGAUUAUCAUCACCAUCAUCAUCAUCAUCAUCAUCAUCAUGAAAAGAGCGGCGAAUUACCUUAUUUGGGUGCCGAACCUAGUCCACCAAGAGCGAGCAGUCCAUUAGUAUCUAAGACAAUAUCGCCCAGCUUGCCCACGUCUAGAGAAACACUAUUAAGCCCUAUACCUAAAGUGACUUCCAACGUAUCGACUAUACCGUCGAUCACUCCACCAGUCGUGACCAGUAACAUUCAAACUCCUAAGUCAGAGAAGAAGAAAGAUAAGCUCAUACCUGGCUUUGGAAUAGAAAUAGACGAGACGAUUCACGAGAAUGCUGUAAAAAGUAUUUCGGAACCGGAUGAAAGGGAUAGUAAUUGUCAAUCGCGAAACGGCAGGGAAGAACCAGAAGUACCUGUAGCAACGACACCACCGGCUCAGAGCGAAGACAAACCACGAGUAGCGAUAUCGCAGGAAGAAACGGAAGAUGCCGUUGCCGCGUUACUUGAAGAAACAUUCGGCGCUUCGACGGAGGACUUCUCAUAUGAGGGUGAAGAAGAAGAAACAGAAACCGACGGGGUUGCUGGAGCAUCGGCCGAAGCACCUCAGGAAGAUGUCGAGGAAAUGCAGCAAGCGGUUGAAAGUCUGAAUGCUUCGACGGGAGAAGGCGACGCGGACAUGAAACCGGAUACACCGCAAAGCGAACACGAUCUCCAAAUUGACACGGACACGGAGGAAGAUCCAAAUUAUGAAACGGUCGAUCUCACGCAACCGCCAAAGACACCAGACAUACCGUCGUUCUACAAAUCUCCAACGAAAACAUUGCCUAUGACGCCUGCUUUAGCUACGACUGAGAAGCCGGUCGAAAUACGAUUACCAUCCGGAGUUACAAAACCACAGAGUCCACCUUCUGUGAUUGCACAUUCUUGGAGCGAUUGCUCAUUUUUGAACGAGCACAAGUCACGAGAAGCCGUGAAAUCUCACCAGUUAAAGACUAACGAUUCAGACGCUGACGUCAGCAGUCCAGAAAGACCAACGCAGGUACAAAUAACGUCCGCGUCGCCACCACCACCUCAAUAUAAACAGCCUAUGUUAGUACCUUGUAGCGUACCUAUCACAAGUGACGUACCGAAAUCGAUCUCCGUUCCGAGUUCGCGACCAUCGCCGAUUACAGUGCAGCCUCUGUAUCAAAGACUCCCUGUGUCUCCACAGUCUCAAAUGGUACCAAUGCGUCAAGCUUCUCCAAAAAUGCAAAACGUCACGACAGUUUCCUGCUCGUCCUCUUCCAACAUGACACCGUUGCCGCCUCUGGUCCCGUCAAGAAUGCCACCUUUGGUACCGUCGCAGCCAUCACCGCGCGUUUCUCAACCGCUUUCGCCUAACGGACAAUGGUCACGGAAUCCUACGUUGAAUCCGCACGUGCCAAAUGUAGGAAAGAGGAAAUCGUCACCGCCACCUACUAAGAUCGCUGUGUGUGUGCCUAUUCCCGCCCAGAGACCGGAAACGCCGGUUCAGCAAAUUUAUUCGACUGCGGCGACUCAACAGCCUGUAAUACAGCAUGCCUCGGGAAUGCUGGCGCCUGCACCCGGUUAUCCUCGUGGUGGUUUACCGCCUUUGACCCUGAACAUCCCGCCGCGGCCUUAUAUGCCAGUGCCACCGUUGGCAUCCGGCAUACAGGUCAAGAAUUCGCGCGAUGCCUCUCUGGGCGGCAAAUCCGUAAUCGAGACACUACUUCCUAUAAACCCGAACGAACCGCCUCAAAGACUAGACGAACCAAAGUUAUCACCUGCCGUUAUACCAGAGCCGACUAAUAAAGCAUCAACGUCUCCUAAGGUUCCUUCACCAAAUCAGCCACCCACGUAUAUACCUGAAACGGCAAAGAUUGAGAUCAACGCUAGCACAUCCAGUCCAGUGUUCGGCAAAUCUGCUUACGUCACGGAUAGUUACACGAUGUCAUCUAGAACGCAGAAGCAAAUGUCCAUGUCCAUCACAACAGAUAGUAAUUUGCUGUCGCCGAGACAAAAACAGGAGAUGUCAAAUCUUCAACUUCUAACUACACAUGUACCUCGCUCUUCUACUCCCAGUCCUGUGAUCGUGGCUCACGGUCAAUCUCACUUACUUCACAAAUCUGUACAUUCUUUAGGCCCACCAACUGUCUCUUCUCCGAAUCAGUCAUUGAUAAAGACCGUGGUACCUGUAGUUCCUCAACAAAUAACGUCGAACACACCAUCGGUGCCCAGCGACAAAUGCGUCAUCCCGCAAACGCCCGCUGCUUGUCAGAGACAGUCGCCUGUUUCUCAAAGUCAAGUAGCCAAGUCUCACAUACCUUUGGUAUCUACAGUAUCACAGACAAUCAUAACUAGAGUACCAUCUACCGUAUCUUCUGUGUCAACUCCAUCAAUGAACGAGCAAGCCACGCCAGAAUGUUUAGAGCCACGUAUAAUCCAAGGACAACAGUUGGAGAUGGAAAGUGAGACACAGAUUAGUCAAACUGUUCAACCAAUGCAACUUACACCACCUAUACAAUCUACGCAACCAAUGGAUGAGAUAAAGAAGGAACCAGCAGACGUCGAGCAGGAAGACAUAAUGGAAGACACUGCAUAUAAUAUAGAUGAAUCUGAAAAGCCACUGUGCGUAAAAGAAGAAGAUGUGAAACAGGAGAAGCAAGAAAUAAUUAAUACAGAGAUUGCGUCGUGUCCUAAGGGCGAACCUAUGGAUGUGAUUGUACCGAAGAUCGAGACGGAAACUUCUAUAAAAUUGGAACCUGUGAAUGAAAUUAAAGAGGAAGAGACUGUAAAGGAAACUGACGAAGUAGAAUUAGAUGAAGAACCAAUAGAGGACCCAUUAAAAGAACCAAGCACAGAUCCUCUCGCUAUCGAUUCCAAGGAAGAUCCAACUGAUAGUAAAGAAGAUAGUGAUUACUGGUCUGCAAAAGAAGUGAAUAUCGAAAGUGUUAUAAAGAAAGUUGACGCUCUAUGCGACGGUGAAGGUAACGACGGCGAUGAUGAAACGCAACAGGGCAACGAGAGCAUGAAUAGUGAUUCGCACGACACAAGCAAGAACGAGUCUGAUUGGUUUGAUGCCGAGUCGACGGAGAGCGAGAGUAAGAAGAACUUUAUCUCGGGUGACGAUCACGAUGAGAGUGUGGAAACGUGUGAAAACGAGUGUACGAGGAGUCGUCGCGGCAGAACGAAGAGCAGACGCGGUAGCCGUGGCGGGGUUACUACCAGGCGAGGUGGCAGAAACGCAAGCGCCGUCUCUCAUCGACGAGGUGGUAGAAGUUCCAGGGGUAGCAAACAUCACGUUGAGAAGAAUAAGUUGCCAGCUGACGUUUAUGAAUUCCACGAUGACAGUGAAGAGGAUAAUGCCGGUCGUCCACGACUCAUUCUCACGAUUAAAUCUCCCGGACCGAACGUAACUGGACCAAAUGCGCAGCCGGCGACACCUGUGGCCGCGGUCAAAGAAGUACCACCAGAGGAAUUCGUUUCUCCGGCCGCCAACACGAGAAAAUCGAGAAGAUUAGCUGAAAGAGAUGGCAGCCGUAACACGGUUGAUGACGUCAUUGAAGAUGUUGUUCGCGGAUCACCGGCGAACAAAGGAUUAAUUAGCGGUAACGCCGGAAAUGUGCAUGCUACUAGACGAAGCACCAGGCAUAACAAUAUUCCGCGUACGGUGCAACAAUCCGUCGUACCGCUGACAGAACUUCGCAAAUCACCGAGGAGUAGUCGCAAAGCAGUGAGACGAACAUCGGAGAAUAAUGACGACAGUGGAGAAGAAAAGGUGAAAGAAAUAAUAACAACACUGCAGGAGGUUCCGAGCAAGGAAGAACCGAAAUUGGCUCAGCCAGAAAGUCCGAAAGCGGAAGAACCAGCUCAAGCUGUUACAUCAGCGACGCUGAAGACGGUAUCGCACGAGCCGAUGACGUUAAUCGAUCCAGUCACGGGAAUGCUGAUACCAAUGAGAGAAUCUGAAGAGGGUCAAUACAUCCCGGUAUCUACAUCGUCUGGUCAAGCGCAAGUUACCAACAGAACACUUAGCGAACCUCGAAGCGGUGGAUUACAAAGUGCAAGUCCGACGAAUGAAACGCCGCGAAUAAAAACUGUUUCCGAGAGUUCCGUUUUAGUAUCAACAGAGCCGAAGAAAGAAGCCGUUAUAGAGCACGCGUCUUGUCAGUCAACACCGUCCCAACAAAUUCAACCACAAACUAGCGUAAUUACGAAACCACAAUCUCCAGCGAUACAAGUCACCUCCACCAUUACUGUUGCGCAAUCUUCAACAAUAGGCACGACUAUCGUGACUACCGUGUCUGCGACGACCGCACCAACCACGACGCCACAACCAAUAUCCACCUCUCCUCCGCAGACGAAACCUACGAGUCUCAAGGCGCACGUGUUGAACGCUAGCAAGUUAGUGACAUCGGCUCAGCAGCAGGUUAUCACGAAACCAGUUACUGCAAGUUUGCCUAAUCAAACGAUAGUACAGAACAUCGUCAAGCCACCCACGCAAGCGAUACAAGGUCUCAAUUUGCAAAUACCACCUGGCAGAGUCGCAUCACCCAGCUUGAGUCCACAUGCGAAACAGGCAGCGCCGCUGACCCCAACGAAUGGAAAGCAAGGACAACCCAUGUCUCCCGUGCUCAACAAUACUGGAACGCCGCCUAAUCCUAAGCAGCAUCUUCUUCAAGCGGCCAAGCAACAAACAUCGACGAUAGUGAAUAUGCCACAAAAACUGCCGAUAAACAUACAUCCUGCCAGUGUAAACGUUAGUACUCCGACACCAAGAAUCCAUCAACCAGUCUCGCAGCCCACCACUGCUCUAAAGGGUAUAAAUGGACAACCUCAUCCGCUGAAUCCAAAAACGCAUUUGCUACAAGCUGUGGUUCCACCGGCGGUAGCUAGUUCACCCACGCAACCGCAUCUCGUCAAUCCACAACAGAUUUCAUCUGUCGUGAAUAGUGUCCGACCACCGGGACCAAAAGCUCCUACUACUGGACCAAUGGAACCACAAAAGGUGGAAGUGCCAAUGUCUGGUUGUAUUAUGGUGCCAACCGUAAGUCCGCAAAGUCGUAGCGUACCAAUGCCAACGUACGAGGCUCCAUUGCAUGGAAGUACGGGUGCUACUCCACCAGGGGGUCAGUAUGGUCUUGUUCCCCCGCAUCGUCCCCAGAGCCCUCCAUUGCCUCCACCUGCUCACCAUCACGCUAAUACUUCACAGAAUGAAGUUGUCAAUCAUUACGGAGGACUGACUCGUGAUCAUUAUUUGCAUUCUCCGAUGUUCCAAUAUCAAUAUCUUCGCGCGGAAGGGUUAACUGCUCCUCGCAUAGCUUAUCACAUUCCAGGAACAAGAUCUCCGCACUUACCUUUGGACCCGAAACUCGAGCCUGGCAUAGAAGACAGUCACAGUCCACCUUUAGAAUUGAGACGCGGUACGAGAACACCUCAGGAUCGUACUACCGAUAGUCCGCAAAUUGCUCAAGUUUACAUGUUACAUGGAGCAAUGAGGUCGUUACCACCGCCUCCACCGCAGUAUAACACAGGAAGUAAUCCAUCGUUAACCGGUGCACCAGCUGGCGCUAGAGCGAAUUAUUAUGAACCACCACCUGCUCACUUACGCUCUCAAUAUCCCAUGCCUGCCAGUGAAGCUCCAUCUGAAAUGGGUAGAGCUCCUACGCCGGAUAGAUGUAGAAAACAUCAAGUCGUUACUCCACCACUUUACGCGUCUCAGGUGCCACCGCAAGCGGACUCGUUUCAAAUGUUACUCCAACGUCAUCCGGUUAUGUGGCAAGGUUUAUUAGCUCUCAAGAACGAUCAGGCGGCAGUACAGAUGCACUUUGUCUUUGGCAAUCCCAGAGUGGCUAGAGAUAGUCUACCGUGUAACAGCGAUGGCUCCACACCACCAUUGAGAAUAGCGCAAAGAAUGAGAUUGGAGCAAACUCAAGUCGAAGGCGUGGCAAGAAAGAUGCAAACUGAAGAUGAACACUGCAUGCUGUUGGCACUACCCUGUGGCCGUGACGAAGUAGAUGUAUUACAACAAAGCAAAAAUCUUCAAACAGGAUUUAUCAUGUAUCUUCAACAAAAGCAAGCUGCUGGAAUCGUAAACAUUGCUGCACCUGGGUCGCAACAGGCGGCGUAUGUAGUUCACAUUUUCCCGUCCUGUGAUUUUGCGCAUGAAACUUUGGCAAGAAUUGCACCGGACCUACACCACCGCGUCGCAAAAAUCGCUCAUCUAUUAAUCGUCAUUGCCACGGUUUGAGGCCGAUCAGCGACUUACUGGAUUAUAAUCUGUCCAUAUCUCUCGCCUUCGCGCACCGCAGGACGCUUCGCACGUGGUAUGAAGCCUGGAGUGUCCGUAUGACACCGCAUAGUUAUGCGAUGAAAAAGAGAGAUGCAUUCAAGAAGAAGAGCUCUUUGUCUGGAGUUGUAUCAGUGACAAUCAAAUGGAACCCGGCAGUAAGCCGAUCUUUUAGAUCGUAGGCCUAAAGAACAAGGCACGAGGUUGUGCAGUGAAGCGAGGUUAGCACCUGAUUAUCAUCGUGCGUGCCUCUCUUCGAUGAAUUUCGCGCGAGCAAGCUUAUUUCGUUCUCUUGUCUCUCUUUCUCCCCAUUUUUUUUUCCAUUUUUUUUCUUUUGGACAGCUUGUGACUCGCGUCAAUCAUUGACAACGUUUGUGGGAUCGACCGACGUCACUCUUGGUCUUUCCGACAAGCGGGUCAGGCACAACCUCAGCCCUUAGAAACAAGACCUUCGAUUCGUCGACACGCGACGCCCAUUUACUUACGCUCGUCCUUCCCAUAUAGGAAACAAUAAUAAUUCGUUGCUCUAGAUGGACAAGUGGACUGCGAAGCAUAAUAAUAAAUAGGAGAACCUUAACAUACACUCAUCGCUAUUACAUUUGAAUUAUUUUAAGCGAGAUCUAGGCGUUAAUGAUAAAUUGUGUAAAUUAUAUAAGCGAGCCACCGAGGGCAUAACUACUGUGAUUUUAAGUAUUUAACGAUAACAUAAUUGCGUAUAAGGAAGAAGAGAAGGUGACAAAAAGUAAAAACAUAUAAGGGGAUGCCCGACUAAUGGUCCGCGCGGUAUGUGAUGUGUUUUUGUAUAAUAUUGCUCUAUAUAAAUAACUAUGUAUUAUAUUACCGUAAUUGAUAGUUUGCUGCUGCUGCUGCUGCUGCUACCGUUGCUGCUGCUGCUGCUGCCGUCGGUCACGUCGAAUUAGAAUGUAAAUUACAAUGUUAGACAUCUAGCACAGAGAAACGAGAAAUAAGUUGGGCUACCCGAGUAGGAUUUCCGAUCUAUUCGUGGAUCUAUUUGCGAGUAUAGUGUACCAUAAUUACCCAGAGCAGGAUGCGAAUUUGUGAAUUAUUAUUAUUAUUAUUAUUAUUAUUAUUAUUCUUAGCAUACUCUUAGCGUCGUAUAAAAAGAUUUUUAACGUUACUACUUAUUCUUUAUCAUUAUGAUUAUUAUGAUUAUUAUUAAUAUUAUCACCAGUGUUUCCAGUGUUGCCAGAGUCAGUAUAAUUCUAACACACGUACACGCAUACACACACAACAAUCAGAGCAAGAUGGAAAAUUUUGUACAUUACAACUGAAAUAAAUUAGACGAUGAAUCGGUUUUCUCUAGUAAGAGAGAGAAUCGUAUUUUGUUUAAUUUAUUUCAACAAAUGACUUUGGUAAUACUGAUCAUUACCCAUUCUUAUUACUGUUAUUAUUAUUAAUAUUAUUAAAGUACUAUUACCACUGCUAUUACUAUUAUUACUACUAUACUAUUACCACUACUACUACUUACUAUUACUACUACUACUCUAUCACUACUAUUACCGCUGCUAUUAUUAUUAACGUUAUUACAGCAGGCUAGCUAGGGCAUACCAAUCUGCACAUUUAAGAACGAAUGGGGCUUAUUUGUCAUACUGAGAGAAAUAGUAUGACCGAUCUCAUUGACCAUUGACGCCGCCCCACACACACUUCCAUCCUACAAGAGUUAAAUAUACCCGAGCGGAACGGACUACGAACGAGCGGCAAAUGCAAAUGGAACGUUAGCUUGUUCAAUUCGCCAUUCGCCGUUCGUUCGCUUCAUUGUUCGUUUGCACGUGCAGUGUACACCUACCUUUACAUCCCAUCCCUCGAUUCCGUCGUACGACGACUCAUAGACUCUUUAGCAUUCGUGUCCGAGAUAAUAAAUGCGCUUAUGUGUAUAGACCAGAGAUUACACUAUAUCACACCAAGCCGUCAAAAAACAUUUUAAGUAAAUUAAGGAACUUAUAUCUAUUUACGAUAUUAUGCUGCUGCGCGUAGGGCGUAUGCCUCUAGAGAGUAAUCUUCAUGCAAAAGUAUCAGGGAUGGACGAAACGUGCAUACGUUCGUUCUAAUUCCAAAUUAUGAGGACGCUUUAAAAAGCAUAAAUAUUUUAAAAAUAUUUCAUCUUUGAAAUAAAGAAAAACUUAAUCUUUUUUUUUAACAGUGUUGUUAUGAAACGAUGCGUAGUAUAGUUCAUCUCGUAGUAUACUUAUUUACGAAAAUUGCGGAUGCAACACUCUAGAGCGAGAAACACGAUUGUUUAUUUUACUUUCCUAUUUCAUUGUUCCGUUAUUAAUUUUAAAAACGACUGACGAUUCGACGAAUCUGUUAAUUUUUAUUUAUGGCGAUAAAUCACAUUCGUUCCGUCCAUCCCUGUAAUUUAUAUUACUUUAAGGCAGCGCGGAUACUCGCGGAGCGUGUGUAUGUACAGUGUAAAAGAUGCGUUGUGGAUAUGUACAGUGUAGAGGUAUAAUUGAGCGAGCAAGGUGAUAAAAAAAAAACAAGCGCGUAUAUAUUAUAGCUACGAAUAAGCACAUAAGGCACGGACGUGUGCACGUGUCGCGCGACGUCUCGUUUAUUUUCACAAAAGCGCUGUGUUUUUUCCCUUUCGCUCUUUCUUCUGCAGCCAGUCAUAUAGUGUGCAGGUGCAGGAUCACAUAUUUCCUGUGCCGUUGUUACGCGACGCGUGCGCCCGUCGGUGAGCCUCGUCUAUCUUGUAAAAUAUCUGUGAAUAUUAUGAUUUAGUUUCUUCCUAUUUGUAGGCUACAAGGUAUACAAAAAAAUGUUUACGUUAAUCAUUUAAGGAGAAUGUACAGAUAUCACUAUAUCCUUUUUUGUUUUGUGUUUUACUGUAGUUAUUGAUAAUUAUAUGGAUAUUAACGAUAAUAAUAACUAUGAUUAAAAAGAAAAAACUUAAGCACGGCUCGAUUGCGUCAUUCUUGAAAAACCCGCUAAUAUGCGCAAUAUAUUUAUUCUGUGUAAGAAAACUCGGUGAUAAUGUAUCAUUUGUAUAUUAGUAAUUACGUGAUCUCCUAAUAAUCGAAAAAAAAAGAAUGAAACUUGGAUAGUAUUGAUAUACGUUGCGACGUCACACCGUUCCAUCUCCUAAAUUCGUCACAAUUCUCCAUGAUUUAUUUCCGCGCCGUCUUCAUGCGUUCUUCUGAAAUGUUAAUGCGUUAAAAAAAACGUAUGUUAAGAACUUUCUUUUUAUAUUAGAUCAGGAGCUGGACUUCUCGCUAGAAAGGUAAUAUAAUAAAACACAAACUAUUACCUCUA